GCCUGGAUUGAUUGAUGGCUGCUUUAUUCUCAGUUUUCACUUAUUUACCUUGCUAAUUGUUAGCAUUCAGUCCUGUCACUGAUACUGAUGUUAGCAACACUGAAAUCCGUCAACUUCUGAUGGUUUUGUAAGUAAAUUAACGUUAGUUGCUCAAAUCUGCUUCAUUCACUGACGUCCAAAGGGAGAUCUGCGGAGAACCUACCACAGACCUCUUCACUACAGACGGUCUAAACUGAAGCAUGAUGAAGCACACACACAGGUGGUGCCAGACUCCCCCCUCGGUAACUGUCCGGGUCAGACCCAACAGUUCACACUCCCUCCAAAUCAGAAGGGCUCUCAGGCUCAAAAGAGCCAAUAGCCAGGACGCCCAGGGCCCACCAGGGAAGAGCCAGCCCAGCCAGUGUCGGAAUGAGAUGUGUUAUGCCAAAAUGACCGUGACCCCAACUAUUGUCAUCCAGCGGCAGGAAAUGGCGUCAUUCUUUAGACUUUUUGAUGAUGGCCUGAUCCAGGACUUUUUGUGGAUGGACUGUUGCUGUAAAAUGAGUGACAAGUACCUUCUAGCCAUGACCUUUGUGUACUUCAAAAGGGCCCGCUUCAGUAUUGCUGAGUACACCAGAAAGAAUUUAUUCAUUGCACUGUACCUUGCCAACACCAUGGAGGAGGACGAGGAGGAGAGCAAGUAUGAGAUUUUCCCAUGGGCACUGGGCAAGAACUGGAGGAAGCAGUUUCCCCGCUUCCUCAAGCAGCGAGACAAGCUGUGGGCUCGCAUCGAGUACAGAGCUGCUGUCAGCAGGCGCUGCUGCGAAGAGGUGAUGGCCAUUAUGCCGUCUCACGUCGUGUGGCAACGAGAGCGGUCAGAGCACCACAGCGGCGCCCAGCGACAGUAUGGUGACCGAGACCACACACGUAUUCCCCGCGGGCCCUCGGCCUCCCCGGUCUCCUGUGCCCUCUGUAACGGUGGCACCAGUUUAGAUCCGGGCCCGGGCUCCUCUUCUCUCUCCAGAUGCUCUUCUGUGCAGGCCCCAAACCCUGCCUUUUCACACCCUUUCUCCUCCAUGCUGAUUUUGGAGACCACCCCACCCAAGGCUGUAGCCUCUUGUAGGAAUGCGGUGAAGACUAAAAGCCAGGCACAGCAUUCCUCCUGCUGCUGUGCUGAGGUUUCCAGUAGGGGAUGAGUCUUCCUGUGGGUCCACAUAUGACACCUCCAUGGACUGGAUCAGUGAGGAGUAGAGCAGCAUCACAUGACCUCAGCAACUACUCUUUGUGCUGGCCGAGCUAUUGUGUGUUACUGCCUCACCUCUUUAAUACCACAGUUACACUGAAGUAAAAGUGCAAAAAGUGUAACUUGCUACUGCUUUAACACAGCUGGUUGGAACAACUUUAGCUGUUAAAAGUGACUGUAAGCAGCUGGAAGAAUGAGCUAAUGCCAGACUGUGCAGGAAACAUGCAGUAAGAUUAAUGUGGCACACCAAAGAGUAUUGUAAAGGUUUGUUUGACCUACAUGGAGUUAUUGUUAUUUAUUUAUUUAUAUAUUUAUUUACUGAAGCACUUCUGGGGGGUUAUGACGGCUAUUUAUUCACAGAUGGUUUAAGAAAUUCUCAGCUGAUUAACACAUGUCCUUUACACAGUCUGUCACAUACUGGGAUUCUACUGGGUGUGUGUUUUGUUUUGUUUUUUUAGUAUUGUUGCCAGUGUGCCUGUUUAAUGAUCUAACCCUGCCUCUUGAGUUUUGAAUAAAGGCUUGAACUUUU
Molecule: messenger RNA, 1751 nt
Organism: Micropterus dolomieu (smallmouth bass)
Lineage: Eukaryota; Metazoa; Chordata; Actinopteri; Centrarchiformes; Centrarchidae
Gene: spdya
Product: speedy/RINGO cell cycle regulator family member A
Exons: 7
Coding region: 240-1175 (311 amino acids)
Biological process (GO): positive regulation of cyclin-dependent protein serine/threonine kinase activity
Molecular function (GO): protein kinase binding
Source: RefSeq, a predicted model, not a curated record